Molecule: messenger RNA, 2727 nt
Organism: Ipomoea nil (Japanese morning glory)
Lineage: Eukaryota; Viridiplantae; Streptophyta; Magnoliopsida; Solanales; Convolvulaceae
Product: receptor-like serine/threonine-protein kinase SD1-8
Exons: 7
Coding region: 140-2620 (826 amino acids)
Biological process (GO): recognition of pollen; protein phosphorylation
Molecular function (GO): ATP binding; protein serine/threonine kinase activity
Source: RefSeq, a predicted model, not a curated record
UUUCAAAGUAAACACCAUCUAGAUCAAGGUCUGCUGAAACUCAAUUAGCUACCUUUUUUAUGGUCAACCCCAUAAUUCAAUGUAUAGAUAGAUAGCUGUUGCUUAGAAAAAGCUAAACUGCUAGCGGUAUUGUAUUGGUAUGGGAUGGGUUUGUUGCAUUUUGUAUGUUUUAUUAGCCUUUCUGUGUAUUUUCUGCAAUCUUGGAGCGAGCACCGAUAGUCUCAGACGUGGCGAAUCGAUUACUCCAAACCAGACUUUAAUCUCAGCCGGCGGGAACUUCGCGUUAGGAUUCUUCCGCCCCGGGAACUCUUCUUCUUCUUCUUUGUUUCUCGGGAUAUGGUACAAUUCCAUCAACAAAACUGUGAUCUGGGUCGCUAAUAGAGAAUCUCCGCUGCGUCAAGAUUCUGAAGCCGUUUUCACACUCGGGUAUGAUGGGAAUUUGCAGCUUUUGGACGGCGGCGGAAGAAAUAUUAUAUGGUCAACCAAUAUCUCAAGCGGCGGCGGCGGAGGAUCCACGGCCGCCCAACUGCAAGAUACGGGAGAUCUUGUUGUGAAGCAGGGUGAGAGCAACGUUUGGGAAAGCUUCGAUGGCGACAGCGAUACAUUAAUGCCGGAGAUGAGGCUAAAGGUAAACAAGAAAACCGGAAAACGGAACGUGAUAAGAUGUUGGAGUAGCAGUGAUGAUCCCCGGCCAGGGAAAUUCUCGUGGGGAAUGGAUCCUAAAGGAUCUCCCCAGUUUUUUAUUUGGAAAGAAGAUAAACCUUAUUAUAGGAGCCCCACGUCACAGCAAGGGUUUACUUACAGUGUUUACUUUCCCUCAGGGGGAUAUGCAAUUUAUUCUUAUGCUACAGAAAAUGAUGAAGAAAAUUUCAGCUUUAGAUAUACUAACACCUCAAUUCAAUCAAGGUUCGUUUUGACUCCGGAAGGUCAUAUUCAGUUUCUGUUGAAGCAAAAAACAAGUGAUCAAUGGUCGAGGCUGUGGGAGGCGCCAGCCACUGAGUGUGAAGUAUAUGCACACUGUGGUUCAUUUGGAAGCUGUGAGAGAUUCGAUGCCCACUCGGUUUGCCGUUGCUUGGAAGGGUUUAAACCAAGAUCACAGAGAGAUUGGGAUAAGGGGAAGUAUGAUGGAGGGUGUGAGAGGAGCAUAGCCUUGGGAUGUGGAGAAGAUGAUACAUUCAUGAAGCUGCAGAUGAUGAAAUGGCCUGACCAUGCAUCUUCACUGGGAAAUAUGACAUUUAAGGAAUGUGAAAUGGAGUGUUCUAAGAACUGCAACUGCACCGCUUUUGGGUAUUCAAAUAUCAAUUCUUUCUCUGCAGUAAAUUGUAUAAACUGGUUUGGCGACUUAGUCGAUUUGGUACAUAACUAUACAUCUGGAGGUUUCGGCCAAGAUCUUUAUGUUCGUGUUCAUUCGUCUGAGCUAAAUGGAAGCAGUGGAAAUGAUCAUUCAUCUCACAAAAGCAAAUCUCGUCUUGUUGCAAUAAUAGUGGCCUCAGUCUCUGCAUUCUUUCUUAUUUUUGUUUUGGUGUAUAUCCUAACCUGGAAAUACUGUGGAAGAAAAGGUUGGGUUUGUAAAAAGUCUACGGACUCAUCUGAUGCACCCCUUCUCGGUAAAGACGAUAUAGAGUUGCUACAGCUCAGUUUCAGGAGAAUAAUUGAUGCUACAAACAACUUCGAUGAAGUGAACAAACUCGGAGAGGGAGGUUUUGGUCCUGUUUAUAAGGGAUUUUUGUCAGAAUUUGGGAUGGUAGCCAUCAAGAGAUUAUCUAGGCAAUCAUCUCAAGGCUUGAAGGAGUUCAUGAAUGAGCUGAAGCUAAUUGCAAAACUACAGCAUACUAAUCUUGUGCGCCUAUUGGGUUGCUGCAUUGAGGGUGAAGAAAAAAUAUUAAUCUAUGAGUACCUGUCCAAGACAAGUCUAGACAAGUUCUUAUUUGAUGCAUUUCAGAAAGAAAAUUUAGAUUGGAACACGCGGUUUCAAAUAAUAGAGGGAGUUGCUCAAGGAAUUCUUUAUCUUCACAAGUACUCUAGAUUGAAAGUCAUUCAUCGGGACUUAAAAGCAAGCAAUAUUUUACUUGAUGAAGCAAUGAAACCCAAAAUAUCAGAUUUUGGGAUGGCAAGAAUUUUUGUGAUGGACCAAACUCAGGAGAAAACAAAUCAUGUGGUUGGAACAUAUGGUUAUAUUCCACCGGAAUAUGUAUUGCAUGGUCAAUUUUCGGAGAAAUCCGAUGUAUACAGUUUUGGAGUGCUGCUAUUGGAAACUGUUAGUGGCCAAAAGAAUUCUAAUUUUUUUCAGACUCAACUAUCUGUCACCCUCCUAGGAUGGGCAUGGGAAAACUGGAAAGAUGGAAAACCACUUGAAUUUAUUGAUAUAGCUAUAAAGGAAUCUUGUGACUCUCUCAAAGUCAUAAGAUGUAUUGAGGUGGGACUUCUAUGCGUCCAAGCUAUUCCAACAGAUAGACCAACAAUGUCUGAUGUAGUUCGAAUGUUGAGCAAUGAUCCUACAACACCAAUUCCACAACUCAAAGAACCUGCAUUUGUUUCGAGCAAUUCUAAUUCCAGUAUUUGUACUUCUCAUCCUAAUUCUAAAAAUGAGAUUACAAUAAGUAUUCUCGAUCCUCGGUAACGGAUUUGUCAAUUUCUGUAAAUAUUUUAUGCCCUUGUCAGCUAUUAUACUAGUUUGUUAUAGGUCUGCAUCUGGUUUCAUAGUCAAAUGUUUCAUAUGGUUGCCAA